Penicillium cinerascens is the source of this 1365-nucleotide messenger RNA. Its product is annotated as glycoside hydrolase family 76 protein. Lineage: Eukaryota; Fungi; Ascomycota; Eurotiomycetes; Eurotiales; Aspergillaceae. The transcript is spliced from 4 exons. The coding region runs from base 1 to 1365 and encodes 454 amino acids. Gene Ontology annotation, molecular function: mannan endo-1,6-alpha-mannosidase activity. Gene Ontology annotation, biological process: carbohydrate catabolic process; fungal-type cell wall biogenesis. The record is from RefSeq and is a predicted model, not a curated record.
AUGCGGUUAAGCGCACAGUCAUUAUGGACAGUUCUCCUGCACCUGUCGGUGCUGGUCCCUCAGGCCCAUGCCAUUGAUGUGGAUGCUACUUCGCCCGAUUCAUUAAAAAGUGCCGCCAGCGAUGCGACCUACGGAGCGUUCAUGUGGUACCACGGCAACGAGACCGGCCAAAUCCCCGGAGCCUUCCCCAGUAAGUGGUGGGAAGGAUCGGCUCUAUUCGCCGCCGCUCUCAACUAUUGGCAUACGACCGGAGACACCACGUACAACGAUGAAGUCAGCGUCGGGUUGCAAUGGCAAGGCGGGAGCAAGGGAGACUACAUGCCGAGUAACUACAGUAGUUAUCUGGGAAAUGACGACCAAAUGUUCUGGGGUCUAGCAGCCAUGAGCGCCGCCGAGUUGAAAUUCCCCGAUCGGAGUUCCGGAUAUUCCUGGCUUUCCCUCGCACAGGGUGUCUUCAACACGCAAAAGGCUAGAUGGGAUACGAGCUCAUGCGGUGGUGGACUGCGCUGGCAAAUCUUCGUCUACCAAGCCGGAUACACGAUGAAGAACGCGGUGUCGAACGGUGGAUUUUUCCAGCUCGCUGCGCGACUGGCCCGAUACACCGGCAGCGCCGAGUAUCUGACCUGGGCAGAAAAGGCGUGGGAUUGGUCUGUUUCCUCACCGUUGGUGAACAACCAGACCUGGAACGUGGCCGAUUCGACACAAUGUGCGGACAACUGCGCCAAUGCUGGCAACGUCCAGUGGACGUACAACUACGGCAUCUACUUGAUGGGCGCUGCUUAUAUGUACAACUACACGAGCGACCAAAAAUGGCUCGACGCAACCAACGGCCUAUUGGGGACCAUGUUCAAAACCUUCUUCCCCCACGACAACAUCCUCGAAGACAUCACCUGCGAACCGCGCGAAAUCUGCAACAACAACGAAAUCCUCUUCAAAGGCCUCACAUCCCAAUGGCUCUCUUACACCGCCAUCCUGGUCCCUCAAACCGCCGACCAGAUCUGGCCGAAACUCCAAGCUUCCGGCACCGCGGCCGGCGCGUCUUGCACGGGCAACGGAAACAACACCUGCGGCGUGCGCUGGUACCAAUCCAAAUGGGACGGAUGGACAGGCAUGGAGGAGGAGAUUAGUGCCAGUCAAGUGUUCAGUGCGAAUUUGCUGAAAUACGCGACUGGUACCGUGGGACCGGUUACGGCGAAGACGGGAGGAGAUAGUAAGAGCAACCCGAAUGCUGGCGAGGAGGGUACGAGCACUUCGCCGCAUUAUAGUACGAUUACGGGGGGUGACAAGGCGGGGGCUUCGAUUUUGACGAUUGGGUUUGUUUGCGGCUGGGUUGGGAUAAUGGUUUUCAUGCUGCUUGGGGGGUGA